This is a messenger RNA of Cylicocyclus nassatus, 3520 nucleotides long. The record is from the annotation of a GenBank genome assembly. Lineage: Eukaryota; Metazoa; Nematoda; Chromadorea; Rhabditida; Strongylidae.
CCCCUCGAUAGCCGCUGUCUUGCAGAGAGCACGUGGGCGAUGACUUGGCGCAGCUGUGGCUAUAGGAUGCUGUUUAAUAGUAACUAUAACAGCUUUCAUCGUGCCGCGGCAUCAUAACAACAUCUUAUUCAUUGUGCUUAUCUCGCUGCAUAGAACGCCAAAGUUUUUCUGCAGCCCACAUUCUGCCUGUGAUUUGUUCAGCAGAUUUGGAAGACGAUUUUUUGGUAUCGAAAAAUAUGAGAUCAUUCAGAGUUGUGAUUUCCAACCUUCCAACUUCUCAGUCUAUCACUUGGAUCCUCUACAGAAAAGUAAUCUAUGAUAAAAUACGUAACAACAUGGUAGCGUAUGGAGAUGAUUCCUUCGAAUGAAACCGUCUCAUCGCCGAGCACAGAUGGACCCGACGACUCAUCUAUGCUACAAUCGACAUCGUCGUCGAACUCGCGACUACCGCAGUCGCAAGUGGCAUCACCCUCGGAAGCAACGGGUAGGCCAUGGUAUCACGGCGAGAUUUCGCAGACGGAAGCGGAAGUGCUGCUCGAUGUUGCACAACCUGGCCGCUUCCUGGUGCGUAAGGCCGGUCCGACAAGAUACUUCUUGUCGUGCGUGACCGGUAACCACAUGCUGCUUCAUUUACCAAUCCACCAGCUGGGACGUUUCUUCUAUCUGAAUGCUGGAAAAUUCACGACCCUCGCUGAAGCAGUGCGGCAUCAUUGCGAGAUGGUAGACUCGGCAGAACCAGUGAAUGCUCCGUUUGCCAGUCCGAACCUUCCCAUCAUGGCUGCUCCCCAUAGCUCACAUAUGCGUAGAUUUUUAUGCCUGACCAAGUGCGAGGAUUUGGCAGAUAAUGACGAAUUGAGUACAUCAAGAGGCGAUGUCGUGACACAACUACGUAUUCUGGAGAACGGCUUUAUACUGGCUAAAAAUGAAAACACGGGUCAAACGGGUUACCUAUCUGCAAAAUCAAUAGAACCUGUUCUAACAGAAUCGUUGCGUGUUCACGAUUUGCCAUAUUAUCAUCCAUCUUUGACACCUGAAGCUUUAAGAAUGCUUACAUGCGUGGGUGCUGGUGCAUUUCUCGUUCGAACUUCAAGUCAAGGUGCUGACGCAUUUGCUCUGUUGGUGAAUACACGGAACAAAAUUGAGAAGUUUCUUAUUCGUGGCUCUGCACAAGGCGCUGAAGGAUUUCUUCUCGCUGGCCGGCGUUUUCCAUCGUUGCAACACAUCAUAGACAGGUACUGCGUCCAUCCCAUAGCAAGCGACGUUCGGCUAACGCAUGCCGUUUUGCCAUCGACUUCGUCACGACGUCCGAGCGCAGAAGUCGAAGCAAAUAACACUGAGUCGGCAGUGAUGACUACCUCGGACUGGCCGCCAAGCACCACGUCGGUUGAGGCGACAUCCGAUUAUGUGAAUCAUAACUGUGCCUCACAUACGGUUGCAGCCGUUCAAGCCUUGAGAAAAUCUCGGGAAGAAAAGGCGUGGAAACCGUGUUGGUUGACGUUAUGCGACGAUCCAAAUGGCGGAUGUGAGCUGAUCAUCUCGGAUACCGAACUGAGCGCUAAAGCCAGAUUGGUUCUUGAUUUGGCGUACUGUGUGAUGUAUCUGCUUGACGAUUCCGUGUUUUCGCGGGAGGGCUGCGUGUUCUUUUCGCAAACGGAUAUCGACCUACCCGGUAUAUAUUUGUGUUUUCGUCCAACGCAUGUUCUCAUCAAAUGGUUGGAGCUGUUGAGGCCAAGAGUUUUGGGUCUUCGAACGGGUGCAGUGCCUGUGAUGAUCGGAUUGCAGUUUGAACCACCGAAACAAUCCUAUGUAGCAGUUUUGCAGCUACAUAUUGAUAAGUAUAGGUCGGAAUCUGUGAAGCCUGAUGGAUUUUAUUCAGCUUAUGGGAUGAUUUGUGGAAUCAAGGUAUGCAGUACGCCUGUUAUCGUUGCUUCAUCGAGCAAGGGCGCUCCUCCUUCGGUCAUAUUUGACUGUUCUUUCUUGUUACCGCUAGUCCCUCCUGAGAAUGGCACUUUGCAAUUCUCCGUAUUGUCACAUCCUGGAGGUGGCAAGAAGAGCAGACCUUUGGGAGUAUCGGCGUUAUUCUCACUGCCUGACGCGAGAUCUCAUGCUGAUGCACCCGAAUCGGGCUUUACUUUUCGCGCAGCACGAUAUCGGAUCAAGGUGUUAUCACUGGAUCAAUAUGCUCCUUUGAUGCAGUACUUGAGAGAGGGAACAGCUGAGUUAUUAGAAUGGGCAUCAGAUGUACUAUCUAUCCAGCAGCGAUCUCUUCUAUGCUGGUCGAUUGUCUCACUUCUCCUUCCUACUCGAGAUGAUUUGUUGCACCUGAUCAGCCGACUGAUGCGAAGGGUCUUGGCAGCAUCAUCGCCUGACAAUGUUAUGAGACAAGAUUCGCUGACGACCACAUUGCUUACACAAGCUCUGCGAAUCGCUGGAAGAUCAAAGCUUGAAGAUGCAUUGGAAACUCUCGGAGUUUCCGGCGUGAAAGUGUUUCAGCAAGCGGAUGUGGAUCAUGUCAUCGAGAUGCUGGAUUCACUAGUCACGCCUGAAUCACUGCUCAACGAUCUGCUUAUCAGUGUAGCCCAGAGUGCUCGAGAACGAUUUCCGGAUGAGCCUCACAUUGUGCGAAGAGUACUGAGCAAUGUGUAUAUACUUCGGUUUGCGAAUCCGUUGCUGAUUGCUUUAUUGAGCGGUAAUCCGCUAAAUCAACAACUGGCAAAAGGUGUGCAAGCAGCUGCAAACGUUGCAGCUGCGGCAACGCCUCGGUUAGAAGAUGUUACGGCUGGAUCACAGUGUUUGCGUUCGCUUUUCGAAAGAUUGAGACUUGCUGAACCUGAGAUUUCCAUCAAAUCGAGCGCUCUCAACAACGUUGAGCCUCGCUGUUGCGACUGGAUGGCAAUGAUCUGUCACCUGCUGCACAUCGCUAUAACAUCAAGGGAAGGAGCUCCGCAAGUUGACCCAAACCUUCUUCAUCUCAUACAUGCUCAUAAAUCAUCAUUCUCAUAGCAUCGACAUUGAACACACUCGCCCUGCGUCAUCUACCUAUCUUUCUAUGUUUUCGCUUCUUGUCAGAUACUCUACUGUAGUCUCAUCUAGGCCUUUUCUUUGUAUAUUCUGCACUAUGCAUAUAUAUGACUAUCGUAUCAGCACAUAUCCUAAAAGUUUAUAUCCAGUUCAUGAUGUGCUUUCUUGCCGAAAUCGAGGCAUCUCUCAGGAUUUUAGUCUAGGCUGCGAGUUUGAGGUUUUUCUUUAGUGAUUAUCUUGAAGCAGUUUAGCAGUGGUCAGCAGUCACUGUUCUGCUCAUUAAUGUACGUUGUUAAUAUCUCUAUUAAUCAGUAAUAGUUCUUUAGAUCACAAGUUCUAGAUAAUGUAUCUUAAUAGUCAUUUCUAUAGGUCUAGAUAGCAUUUAUUGGGGUGACAUGCUCUCCUUUAACUUAGGAAAAAAGAGCUGUAAAAGUCAUAGUCGGACAACAGUGAUGUAAAUGUGCUGUGUAGGUAUAAAAUAUUUGUCCCUAGGACAACA